GGGGGGGUCUCAGCGGCCGGACCCCCCUGUGCAGUGACCCCGCACCUCCCGCUCCCGCCCCCCCCCGGCCCGCAGCCGGGCGGCCCUGGCAGGGUGGCCUUUGCCCCGCUGCCAUCCCUCGGCUCCAGGGGUGGCACCGCUGCCCGGGCGUCCCGGCGAGGGGUUGUGGGGGAGUUCUCCUCUCCCCCAGGAAGCACCAUGGGCCCCUCCGGACCUCUUCGCACCACCUAGACGUGUCUCCAGCCAGCACCACCACCCCACCCCAGGGCAGCAGGAUGGCCCAGCAGCGCCACGCCGUCCCCCCACCACUCAAGACGGAGGAGGAUUACAUCCCCUACCCCAGUGUGCACGAGGUACUGGGCCGGGAGGGGCCGUUCCCCCUCAUCCUCCUGCCACAGUUCGGGGGUUACUGGAUUGAGGGCACCAACCACCAGCUGAGCGGGACCCCCGACUCGCCCCCCACCCCGGCCCCUGGCACCCGGGCAAAGCUGGAGGGCAACCACACGGCCAAGAUCUACCGCAAGCACUUCCUGGGCAAGGAGCACUUCAACUACUACUCCCUGGACCCGGCCCUGGGCCACCUCGUCUUCUCCCUCAAGUACGAUGAGCAGGAGCACCUCCACCUGCUGCUGCGCACCCGUGCCCGCACCCUGCACGACGUGGUGCCCAUCUCCUGCCUGGCCGAGUUCCCCAAUGUGGUGCAGAUGGCCAAGCUGGUGUGUGAGGACGUCAACGUGGAUCGGUUCUACCCUGUGCUCUACCCCAAGGCCUCCCGCCUCAUCCUCGCCUUCGACGAGCACGUGCUCAGCAACCACUUCAAAUUUGGGGUCAUCUACCAAAAACUGGGGCAGACCUCAGAGGAGGAGCUUUUUGGCACCACGGAGGAGAGCCCAGCCUUCGCCGAAUUCCUCGACGUCCUGGGCCAGCGGGUGCAGCUGCGGGACUUCAAGGGGUUCCGGGGGGGGCUGGACGUGACGCACGGGCAGACGGGCAGCGAGUCCGUCUACUGCCACUUCCGAGACAAGGAGAUCAUGUUCCACGUGUCCACCAAACUGCCCUACACUGAGGGGGACGCCCAGCAGCUGCAGCGGAAGCGCCACAUCGGGAACGACAUCGUGGCCAUCGUCUUCCAGGACGAGAACACUCCGUUCGUGCCCGACAUGAUCGCCUCCAACUUCCUCCACGCCUUCGUGGUGGUGCAGCUGGAGCAGGGGGGCACCCAGGGCACCCUCUACAAGGUCUCGGUCACCGCCCGUGACGACGUGCCCUUCUUCGGCCCUCCGCUGCCCGACCCCGCCGUCUUCAGGAAGGGCCCUGAGUUCCAGGAGUUCCUGCUGACGAAGCUCAUCAACGCCGAGUACGCCUGUUACCGGGCCGAGAAGUUCGCCAAGCUGGAGGAGCGGACGCGGGCGGCUCUGCUGGAGACGCUGCACGAGGAGCUGCAGGCCCGCAGCCAGGCCAUGCUGGGGCUCGGCCCCGACGACGAGCGACCCGACAACGGCGCGGCCGCCCCGGGCUUCUUCGAGUCCUUCAAGUCGCUGCUGGUGCCCGGGAGCCGCCGGGGACGCCGCGGCAGCGCCAUCGGGCUGGGCUCGGUGGAAGAGGCGCUGCUGGUGCCCGGGAAGAGCCCGUCCCGGCGACGGCCCGGCCCGCUCGGCUCCCGCCGCUCCAGCGCCAUCGGCAUCGAGAGCAUCCAGGAGGCGCCGGCCGGCAGGGACGGCCCCGCCGCCCCCGAGGGCUCCGGCUCCACUCACAGCUCCCCCGAGAGCCACCGGCACCACGACAGGGCCGAGAAGCCGGAGCCGCCGGAUUUCUCCCGCUCCUCCUCCAGUGCCAGCAGCUUCGGCAGCGCCGCUGAGGAGCCCGAACCGGGCCGGGAGAGCCGCUCACCCUCGGGGACCCACCGCAAUGCCUUCCCCGACACCCCCUGGCCAGAUGACCCCCCUGGGACCCCCACAGGCCGCCGCCCCCCCGACUCCCCCUGCCCCGAGAUCAAAAUCCAGCUGGAGCAGCCCCCCCAUAAUCCGGUGAGGCUGUGCCCCCCCACCAGUGCACCCCAGUAUGGGGGUGCCCACACUGGGGUGCCCCCACUGAUGUCCCUCCCACAGGGCUCAUAGUCACCCCCCCACCCGCGGGGGGGUCACCGCUUCGCCCCCCCAUUCCCCCCGUGUGCCAUCCCCAUGCCAGGAGCUGAAGCCAUCGUCCCCAGUGCAGGAUUUGGGGGGACCCCCCCAAAAAUGGGAGUGUCCCCCCCUCCAGACAAUCUCUGUCACCCCAAAUACCCCUCCGGGGAGGGGGGGUGAUGCACCACAAAGGGCCCCCCCUCUGCCGUGACCCCAAAAUGAGGAGCGGGUCCAACCCCAGCAUCACCCCCUUCCUACAAAAGAAAUGGGGGGCUCAAAUCCAGGGUAACCCCAAAGUGGGGCUCCCCCUCCCCACCUUUAUUUUAAGGGAGAAAAGCUCCGGAAUGGGUCGGAGGCUGGAAUUGGGGGGAGGGGAGGAUUAUUUUUUCACACCUCCCCAACUCGUGUUUGUGUUUCCCGUGAGUCCUGUAUAAAAUAAAGGUUUAUUUAUCGCUA
Chiroxiphia lanceolata (lance-tailed manakin) is the source of this 2579-nucleotide messenger RNA. It is a transcript of the gene RAP1GAP, whose product is annotated as RAP1 GTPase activating protein. Gene Ontology annotation, molecular function: GTPase activator activity. Gene Ontology annotation, biological process: activation of GTPase activity; regulation of small GTPase mediated signal transduction. The coding region runs from base 276 to 2117 and encodes 613 amino acids. The record is from RefSeq and is a predicted model, not a curated record. Lineage: Eukaryota; Metazoa; Chordata; Aves; Passeriformes; Pipridae. Gene Ontology annotation, cellular component: membrane; cytoplasm. The transcript is spliced from 20 exons.